Molecule: messenger RNA, 378 nt
Organism: Gastrolobium bilobum
Lineage: Eukaryota; Viridiplantae; Streptophyta; Magnoliopsida; Fabales; Fabaceae
Product: auxin-responsive protein SAUR50-like
Exons: 1
Coding region: 1-378 (125 amino acids)
Biological process (GO): response to auxin
Source: RefSeq, a predicted model, not a curated record
AUGCUAGGGAAAAAGAUGGGGUCUUUCAAGAAACUAGGGAAAAAGGGUAAAGGUUUAGGUGGAGUUGACCCUGACCCUGUUCACCAUGAGUGUUUGCUUAGGGGAUCUAAGGAAGAAUCAUCCCCCAACAUAACCCCAAUUGGGUUUUUUCCACUUUAUGUUGGGGAGGAGCGCCAGAGAUAUGUGGUUCCAACCCGUUACCUUUCUCACCCUUUAUUCAAGAUGCUGUUGGAGAAGGCAUACAAUGAAUUUGGUUUUGAUCAGAGGAAUGGCCUGGUUGUUCCAUGUAGUGUUUCAGCAUUUCAGGAGGUAGUGAAUGCUGUAAAAUGCAACAACGGCAAGUUUGACUUGGGAAAAUUUUUUGGGGAAUUUGUUUGA